GUUGUCACCGUUGUUACUGUUAUCACUGUUGUCACCAUUGUUACUGUUUUUAUGGUUGUCACUGUUGUCACAAUCGUAACUGUUGUCACCGUGGUCACUGUUGUCAAGGUUAACACUGUUGUCACUGUUCUCACUGUUGUCACAGUUGUAACUGCUGUCACCAUUGUCACAGUUGUCACCGUUGUCACUGUUGUCAUUGUUGUCACUGUUUUCACCAUUGUCAAUGUUGUCACCGUUGUCACUGUUGUCACAGUUGUCACUCUUGUCACCGUUGUCACUGUUGUCACUGUUGUUACUGUUGUCACCGUUGUCACUGUUGUCACAGUUGUCACAACAGUGACAAUAGUGAAAACAACGACAACAGUGGCAACAGUGGCAACACUGACAACGGUGACAACUGUGACAACAGUGACAACGGUGACAACAGUAACAACAGUGACAACAGUGACAACGGUGACAAGAGUGACAACUGUGACAACAGUGACAAUGGUGACAACAGUGAUAACAAUGACAACAGUGACAACGGUGACAACUGUGACAAUGGUGACAGCAGUCACAACUGUGACAGCAGUGUAAACUGUGACAACGGUAACAACAGUGAAAACGGUGACAACAGUGAAAACGGUGAGAACAGUGACAACGGUGACGACAGUGACAAGAGUAGAAACAGUAACAACGGUGACAACUGUGACAACAGUGACAACGGUGACAACCGUGACAACUGUGACAACAGUGACAUUUGUGACAACAGUGACAACGGUGAGAACAGUGUCAACUGUGAGAACGGUGACGACAGUGAAAACGGUGACAAUAGUGAAAACGGUGACCACAGUGACAAUUGUGACAACAGUGAGAACGGUGACAACUGUGACAACAGUGACAACGGUGACAACAGUGACAACUGUGAAAACAGUGACAACGGUGACAACAGUGACAACGGUGACAACAGUGACAACGGUGACCACAGUGACAACUGUGACAACAGUGAGAACGGUGACAACUGUGAC
Molecule: messenger RNA, 1007 nt
Organism: Porites evermanni
Lineage: Eukaryota; Metazoa; Cnidaria; Anthozoa; Scleractinia; Poritidae
Source: the annotation of a GenBank genome assembly